Oncorhynchus gorbuscha (pink salmon) is the source of this 1732-nucleotide messenger RNA. It is a transcript of the gene ppil2, whose product is annotated as peptidylprolyl isomerase (cyclophilin)-like 2. Gene Ontology annotation, biological process: protein peptidyl-prolyl isomerization; protein folding; protein polyubiquitination. The record is from RefSeq and is a predicted model, not a curated record. The transcript is spliced from 20 exons. The coding region runs from base 110 to 1687 and encodes 525 amino acids. Gene Ontology annotation, cellular component: catalytic step 2 spliceosome. NCBI's taxonomy places the organism in Eukaryota, Metazoa, Chordata, Actinopteri, Salmoniformes, Salmonidae. Gene Ontology annotation, molecular function: peptidyl-prolyl cis-trans isomerase activity; ubiquitin-ubiquitin ligase activity.
CAAAACUUCCGGUUUAGUCAAACGACGAAAUCUAUUUUGAUAUUUUGUCUAGCUAGCGACAUAGUUUAUGAAAUAAGUUUAAUAGUAGUUUAUUAACACCUCAAUCAAAAUGGGGAAGCGUCAACAUCAGAAGGAUAAAAUGUACAUCACAUGUGCUGAGUACACCCAUUUCUAUGGAGGGAAAAGAUCAGAAAUUCCAAAGUCAAAUUUUCGACGUCUUCCAUUUGACCAUUGCAGCUUGUCUCUGCAGCCGUUUGAAUAUCCCAUGUGCACUCCCGAGGGAAUCGUCUUUGACCUGCUGAGCAUCGUUCCUUGGAUAAAGAAGUUUGGCACCAAUCCCAUCUCUGGAGAGAAAUUGGAAGCGAAGUCCCUCAUCAAGCUGAACUUCGCCAAGAACAACGAUGGUAAAUACCACUGUCCCGUCCUGUACACAGUCUUCACAAACAACUCCCAUAUCGUCACCAACAAGCUCACUGGCAAUGUGUUCUCUCACGAGGCUGUGGAACAGCUCAACGUCAAGACGAAGAGUUACAGAGACCUGCUCUCUGAUGAACCUUUCACCAGACAGGACAUCAUCACCCUGCAGGAUCCAACCAACCUGGAUAAGUUCAACGUCUCGGACUUCUUCCACGUCAAGAACAACCUCAAAGUACUGGACCCUGAUGAGGAGAAGGCUAAGCUGGACCCUGGUUACCACCUGAACAGUACGAACAUGGAGACCAGAGAGACCCUGGCUGAGCUCUAUAAGGAUUAUAAAGGAGACGCUCUACUGGCCUCCACCAUGAAGGAACCACAGGCCAAGAAGACAGACAAACUUAAUGCGGCUCAUUACUCUACUGGCAGAGUGUCUGCUUCCUUCACCUCCACAGCCAUGACCCCUGCUACCGAACACACUGCGGAUGCCAUCUCAGACGACACGGUGCGUUAUUCCUAUGUGAAGAAGAAAGGCUAUGUUCGCCUCCACACCAACAAGGGAGACAUCAACCUGGAGCUGUACUGUGACAAGGUUCCUAAAGCAGGAGAGAACUUCACCAAGCUCUGUAAGAAGGGUUACUACGACGGAACUGUCUUCCACAGAUCUAUCAGGAACUUCAUGAUCCAAGGAGGAGACCCAACUGGGACUGGUUUAGGUGGAGAGUCAUUCUGGGGUAAGCCCUUCAAAGAUGAGUUUCGUCCCAACCUGUCCCACACCGGACGAGGGGUUCUCAGCAUGGCCAACUCAGGACCCAACACCAACAAGUCCCAGUUCUUCAUCACCUUCCGGUCAUGUCCCUACCUGGACAGGAAACAUACCGUGUUUGGAAGGGUGGUGGGAGGCUUCGAGGCUCUGACAGCCAUGGAGAACAUAGAAGCUGAUCCUAAAUCCGAUAAACCCAAGUCUGAGAUCAAGCUGCUGAGUGCCACUGUGUUCGUGGACCCAUAUGAAGAGGCAGAUGCCCAGAUUGCAGCGGAGCGUCAGAAGGAGUUUGAGCAGCAGGAGGAGGCUCGAGCUCAGACCAGUUUGUCUCAGAGGAAGACGAAAGCAGAGCAGGCUCCCAAGACCUUCAAGGCUGGCAUAGGGAAAUACAUCAACCCUGUGACCUCUACCACCACGAAACGUCCAGCAGUAGAGGACAGCGGACCGUCAACCAGCGCAGCCAAGAAGCCCAAAGGAAAGACUGGCUUUGGAGACUUCAGCUCCUGGUAACCCCGUGGACACACACAGCCCCGUGGACACACACAGCCCCGUGGA